Messenger RNA from Phaeoacremonium minimum UCRPA7, 762 nucleotides. RefSeq names its product putative maintenance of ploidy protein mob1 protein. The transcript has 4 exons. Gene Ontology annotation, biological process: positive regulation of protein phosphorylation; cell division; signal transduction. Gene Ontology annotation, cellular component: cytoplasm; nucleus. The record is from RefSeq and is a predicted model, not a curated record. Lineage: Eukaryota; Fungi; Ascomycota; Sordariomycetes; Togniniales; Togniniaceae. Gene Ontology annotation, molecular function: protein kinase activator activity. Bases 1 to 762 code for a protein of 253 amino acids.
AUGACUGCGAUGGAGGAUACUGCAAGCCCAGCCAAGCAAGAUCGGGAACGGAUGGCUACCGUUAUGAUCAAAUAUGAAUUCGAAGACAUUGAGCAGAGCAAAAGCUUACAGAUUGAGGAAAAUAGCAACCAGCGCACGCGCAAUCAAUUCCGCCCCCGACCUGGCGGCAAACAGGGUACCACCAGCUACCAGCUGCGACAGUAUGCCGAAGCGACUCUGGGAGGUGGAAGUCUACGAAAGAUUGUGAAGCUGCCAGAGGGAGAGGAUGAGAAUGAAUGGCUAGCGGUUAACAUGGUGGAUUUUUACAACCAGAUCAACCUCCUGUACGGCGCCAUCACUGAGUUCUGCUCCCCCCAGUCUUGCCCGGAGAUGAAGGCAACAGACGAGUUCGAGUAUCUGUGGCAGGAUAAUGAGAACUACAAGCGUCCAACCAAGAUGGCUGCACCUGCCUACAUCGAGCAGUUGAUGACCUGGGUGCAAGGCAAUAUCGACAAUGAAGCUGUUCUUCCCAGUCGAAUUGGUGUGCCUUUCCCAAAGACUUUCCCUUCUUUGGUUCGACAGAUAUUCAAGCGCAUGUACCGUGUCUACGCACACAUCUACUGCCACCACUACCCUGUCAUCCGUGAGCUUGGCCUGGAACCUCAUCUGAACACCAGCUUCAAGCAGUAUGUGCUGUUCAUCGACGAGCAUAAUCUGGCAAGCGGCAAGGACUUCUGGGGUCCCCUUGGUGAUUUGGUCGACAGCAUGUUGCGGAGCGACUAG